This is a messenger RNA of Lottia gigantea (owl limpet), 2247 nucleotides long. RefSeq lists its product as hypothetical. Gene Ontology annotation, cellular component: membrane. The transcript is spliced from 4 exons. Lineage: Eukaryota; Metazoa; Mollusca; Gastropoda; Lottiidae. Gene Ontology annotation, biological process: glycolipid biosynthetic process. The coding region runs from base 1 to 2247 and encodes 748 amino acids. The record is from RefSeq and is a predicted model, not a curated record. Gene Ontology annotation, molecular function: galactosylceramide sulfotransferase activity.
AUGUCUAUAAAGAAGAAGAAUACUUUAAACGCUAUACGCUCAAUAUUAGCUCAGAUCAGAUGUGGCAUACUGCCCUUUAGGGUUGAAACCGGUAGAUUAGGUUUGUUAACACUUGGUAUUCUACUUCUAGAAUAUACCACGAUUCCAACUCAAGCUAAACAUGCUGUUAAGUUCUUCAAUGGCGCCUCGGUUGUUUCCAGUUUGUUUGAGGAUCAUGAGACUGUGGAUAAAGCAACUUUACUUGGUUACAAUGAUAUGGUUUAUAUUACGACCACAUGUAAUAAAACUAAAAACAUCGCCUAUUUAAAAGUGCAUAAAUGUGGCAGUACUACAACAGCGAACAUUUUAAGACGGUUUUCAAUGAAGAACGAUCUGAAUACAGUUCUUAUGAAUACUGUCAAUAAUUAUUGGAUUUUUAGUGGUAUACAUAAUUUAGUAAAGAUACCCGAAGGUCAAUCGUUUAAUAUCUUGGAUAUUGACUCUUUUUAUGAUCGUAAACUUUAUCAGAAACUUAUUCCCAAUAGCCCUAAAUAUUUGGCAAUUAUGCGUGAACCAGUGGAACGUUACAUAUCGUUCGAAUUUGAUGGGAGCUUUCACGGGGGAGUUUUUAGGAGAAAUAAAUCGAACGUUUUUAUGUUCGAGGAUCCAUUUAAAGGUGAUCCUCGAUCACUUCAUCAACAGAUGAGUGUCGAAUUUGGAUUACAGUCACACCUGCGCAAAGAUGAGAAUGCGAUCAGAACACAUCUGGCUCGAAUUGAUAAGGAAUUCGAUUUUGUGAUAAUCCACGAGUAUUUUGAAGAAUCUUUAGUGUUAAUGAAAAGGUUAUUUUGUUGGGAGAUGUCAGACAUAAUUUCUAUGGUAUCUGGGAAAAAUAUGAAAAAGGCCACUUAUGCCUUAACGCCAUCAGGCAGACACAAAUUAGAAAUAGAACUAAAAGCCGAUAUGAUAUUUUACAAUCAUUUUCGGAAAAAAUUAUUCCACACAAUCAAUGCAUUAGGAGUGGAAUUCCAAGAGGAAGUGGCUCAAUAUAGAUAUAUACAACGCUUAGUAAAAGACUUUUGUUUACAUGGUGUGAAAAUAAUGGAAACUAUUGAAAUUCCAAGCAGCACUUGGAACAAACCAUUUACAGUCAAUAAAAGAGAUUGUGAAUUAAUGCUGAUGGUGGAAGGUCCCAUGGUAACUUUAAUGAUUAAAAAUGCCAAGAUUAGUUUGUUUGAGGAUCAUGAGACUGUGGAUAAAGCAACUUUACUUGGUUACAAUGAUAUGGUUUAUAUUACGACCACAUGUAAUAAAACUAAAAACAUCGCCUAUUUAAAAGUGCAUAAAUGUGGCAGUACUACAACAGCGAACAUUUUAAGACGGUUUUCAAUGAAGAACGAUCUGAAUACAGUUCUUAUGAAUACUGUCAAUAAUUAUUGGAUUUUUAGUGGUAUACAUAAUUUAGUAAAGAUACCCGAAGGUCAAUCGUUUAAUAUCUUGGAUAUUGACUCUUUUUAUGAUCGUAAACUUUAUCAGAAACUUAUUCCCAAUAGCCCUAAAUAUUUGGCAAUUAUGCGUGAACCAGUGGAACGUUACAUAUCGUUCGAAUUUGAUGGGAGCUUUCACGGGGGAGUUUUUAGGAGAAAUAAAUCGAACGUUUUUAUGUUCGAGGAUCCAUUUAAAGGUGAUCCUCGAUCACUUCAUCAACAGAUGAGUGUCGAAUUUGGAUUACAGUCACACCUGCGCAAAGAUGAGAAUGCGAUCAGAACACAUCUGGCUCGAAUUGAUAAGGAAUUCGAUUUUGUGAUAAUCCACGAGUAUUUUGAAGAAUCUUUAGUGUUAAUGAAAAGGUUAUUUUGUUGGGAGAUGUCAGACAUAAUUUCUAUGGUAUCUGGGAAAAAUAUGAAAAAGGCCACUUAUGCCUUAACGCCAUCAGGCAGACACAAAUUAGAAAUAGAACUAAAAGCCGAUAUGAUAUUUUACAAUCAUUUUCGGAAAAAAUUAUUCCACACAAUCAAUGCAUUAGGAGUGGAAUUCCAAGAGGAAGUGGCUCAAUAUAGAUAUAUACAACGCUUAGUAAAAGACUUUUGUUUACAUGGUGUGAAAAUAAUGGAAACUAUUGAAAUUCCAAGCAGCACUUGGAACAAACCAUUUACAGUCAAUAAAAGAGAUUGUGAAUUAAUGCUGAUGGUGGAAGGUCCCAUGGUAACUUUAAUGAUUAAAAAUGCCAAGGUGAAAUAUGAGAAUUCUCUUAAAAAAAAAUCUUAA